Elaeis guineensis (African oil palm) is the source of this 975-nucleotide messenger RNA. Lineage: Eukaryota; Viridiplantae; Streptophyta; Magnoliopsida; Arecales; Arecaceae. The record is from RefSeq and is a predicted model, not a curated record.
UCGGAGUUGAAGAGACUUAGAGAGGACGGAGCUCCAGAGGCCUAGGGUUUCGUCUUCUUCCAAAUAGCCUUUGCCCGUAUCACAGAGUCCUUCUCUUCUCGCUGUCUUCCAUCUGUUCCUCUUGUUUUUUUCUCUCUCCUCGAUUUGAUGGGCAGGCUCGCCAUUCGCCAUUGCUUCUUUAAAUCCCCGUCUCGGCCGUCUACUUCGUUACCGACUUCUUGGUGGAACAGGAGGAGCAAGAAGGGACGGCGGGCAUCAAAGAAUCUUUGUUUUUUUUUCCCUUCUGUUUCCUUACUCCCUGGGAUCCUGGAUCGGUUGUUUGGUGAGGACUUGGAUUUUGAAUGUAGGGUUUCGAGAAAGGAGAGAAGAUUGAUUGCAUAAAUUCUGGAGGUUUGCAAGGAGAGUUGCCGCUGCAGAUAGUUUCAUCUUGAAUCGCCUGGCAGGUGAAGCCAACUGAGGGCAACUAUGGAUGAUAAAUCAACUGUACUUGAAGCCAUUAGCAAGGAAAUUGUUGAUCUGGAAAACAUUCCCAUCGAAGAGGUUUUUGAGAGCCUUAAUUGCACAAGAGAAGGUCUAACAUCUGAAGCUGUUCAAGAGCGGCUGGCUGUAUUUGGUUUUAACAAGCUUGAAGAAAAAAAGGAAAGUAAAAUACUCAAAUUUUUGGGGUUUAUGUGGAAUCCAUUAUCUUGGGUCAUGGAAGCUGCAGCUGUCAUGGCCAUUGCUCUUGCACAUGGAGGGAAAGAUAUAAGAGGACAGGUGAGGAAUUUGUAAAUCAACUAGGGUAACUAUUAGAUUUUGGUGUUUUGAAUAUGUAAAAGAACAUGUGCUAAUUAGGAAAUUUUGUGAGCGGUUAAAUAAUUGUUUUCUCUCAUGUAUGUCUUACAUUAUACUAAAGCAAAGCUCGAGAAAUUUAAGUCUUGAACUGCACGUGUGUGUGCACACACAUACACAAUAUUAUAUAGAUAGAUAGAUAGG